CCGGGCCCAGGAGGCUCGCGCAGCAGCUGCGGUGGCGAUGCCACCGCCACCGCCACCAAAUCCAACGAUGGUGCAAGGAGGAGCGAUGGCGCAGGGAGGAGCGCCACCACUGGCCACGACACAAGCUCCCGGUCAACAGAUUGAUUUUGCCGGCAAACUUACCAAUCAAUAUUCGAGCGCGGUGGCACAGGAGAAGACGUAUUUGACCCUGAUGGCGAUUAGGCAAGGGGAAAAGGAAUCGUUGAGAAAGUACGUGGCUCGGUAUAUUCAGACGUGUUUACAGGUGCACUCAGCUUCAGAUGAGGUGAAGGCAGGAGGAUUGAUAAGGAGUCUUCGAGCGGGGCCUUGUCGGACUUCUUUGGCAAAGACCCCUACUCGAUCAUAUGAGGAUGUUCUGAAGCGGUGCAGGAAGUAUAUUAAUUUGGAAGAGAUGGAGAUGGAGUUUGCAAAGCUGGAAGGAGUGGCUCGACCAGAGCCCAAAAAGGAGAAAUGUCCACAGAGGGGGAGUUCGCCGAGGAGGAAUUCGCCCAAACGGAGUGGGCAGAAGAGGGCAUCACCCCGAAGAGAGAGUCGAGACUCGAAAAGGGAGAAGAGAUGUAAGUGGCAGAGGAGGCCGAUGUUGUUCGAGAGACAGAGAUACCACACUUUUACGCCCUUGAGGAAAGACAUGAAGGAGGUCCUCGAGGCCAUGGAGCAGAAGAUGCCGAGUGAGGAUGUGACUUGGCCGAAGACGAGGUUUACAGGCCCUAUUCGACCUAGGUCGGAUAUUUACUGUCGCUUUCACCGAUAUUAUGGUCACACCAUGGAGAAUUGCAUACAUUUGAAAGAUGAGAUCGAGAGGCUGAUUCGAGCGGGAUAUUUGAAGGAAUUUGUGUAUCACGACAUGGUGAAAGGGAAAGGAAGGAGAAGGUGUAGGGAGGACUCGGAAGAAAGGAGUGAUAGAGAUGAGGAGGGAGAUGGCGGAGAUGGUCAAGACGGUCGAGGAAAGAGGCCAAGGAGAGAUGGCGAUAAAGGAGGGCAUGGAGGAGAAGCCUCGAUGAAGAGAGGGACGAUUUACAUGAUUUCCGGCGGGCCAACGGAUGGAGACUCGAAUAGGGCCAGGAAGGAGCAUGCACGAGAUGUGAAGAGGAAGAGAGAGGAGGUGGGGAUUACGGCUCGUAUGCCCGUCAUAAGUUUUAAGGCGGAGGAUGCCGAGGGAGUGGUCCUACCGCACAACGAUGCUUUGGUGAUAACCGCGGAGGUUGCAGGCUUCGAUGUGAAAAGGGUGUUUAUUGACACCGGAAGUUCG
Striga hermonthica is the source of this 1288-nucleotide messenger RNA. The record is from the annotation of a GenBank genome assembly. NCBI's taxonomy places the organism in Eukaryota, Viridiplantae, Streptophyta, Magnoliopsida, Lamiales, Orobanchaceae.